Molecule: messenger RNA, 1002 nt
Organism: Ambispora leptoticha
Lineage: Eukaryota; Fungi; Glomeromycota; Glomeromycetes; Archaeosporales; Ambisporaceae
Source: the annotation of a GenBank genome assembly
AUGUCAUCAUCAACGAUAAUAAACCGACAAUUGCUAGAUUUUGUUAGGAAUUUAUUAAACCCGGUACCACAAUAUGUCUUAGGCAGCCUACCAGCUAUAGCAACCAUAGGAGCAGCACCUAUGGAGGAUUUUUUUCAAAAAAUAAUGUGGGUAUUCCGAUGUCUUGGUUGUCCAUUUAUAGGAUUAUUCUAUACAUGUAACAUACCGAGUGACGAAACAGCAAUAUUCUGGCUCCCAAAACGUUGUUUUAGAGGGGUGGAAAUAGAUAGACAUGAUAAUAGUACAAUUAUAAAAGAAAUCCCGUACAAACCUGUUGGACAUCAUGCCAUGUUGUUAAUUAUGCCCGAGUUCAACCAGAGAUUUGUUCGAGAACUCGAAGCGAAUGCACGCGUGCUACAAGGACUGGAUGAAUGCGUAGCAAAUGCCUCCGUGUUGGAGCGAUUCUCGUCGUUAGUGGCGGCGUACUACAUAUCUGUGGGUAUAAUUGCCGCAAUAGCAAGGGUGUUUGGACCGGUUGUCUGUGAGGAUUGGCCAUAUAUACCAUUAUUAUUAGCUUGGACAUUGCCAGCAAUCUAUAGAAGAAUCAUCCAUGGAAGACUACUAGUCAGAGAUCCUAAUAAAAGGUUAGGAGACAAUAUAAUAUAUGUGAGGGAGUUUGAUCAUAUUCAAGAUAAAGAAUCCAUACAUAUCCGCGUUGUCAUCACUGCUAUAGCGUCAAUAACAGUCCCUUGGACGACAAUAAUCCUGGCAUACUCUACACCGCCUACUGGAUUUUUUUGUCGGAGCAAAUAUAUCUCAGUAAUUUGCGCCUUAUGGUCGUUCAACAGUUUCCUCGGAUACAUUCACCACUUGGUGGGCGAAAAAAAUAAGGUUGUUGAUUAUAUACUUGGUGUUUGGUAUUCACUUUGUGGACUUUUUGUGGGCUUUCUUUUGUUCCUUCUAACCCUACUAUCCAAAAAACCAGAAUUGUGGUAUCCCAACAACUUGAAGCAACUUUUGUAA